Urocitellus parryii (Arctic ground squirrel) is the source of this 2821-nucleotide messenger RNA. The record is from RefSeq and is a predicted model, not a curated record. NCBI's taxonomy places the organism in Eukaryota, Metazoa, Chordata, Mammalia, Rodentia, Sciuridae.
AGUAUCUAGAUCACUUCCGGUUGGUACUCCACGGCCACGAGUCGCGAUUGGUCGCCUGUAGACGGGACCUUUCCGGUGUCCAGGUGCGGGUUCUUUGGCUGAAAGAAGAAAAUGGAGCCGUGCACGGCGGCCCGUGCUUGGUCUCUCUUAUGGCUGCUGCUACCCUUGCUUGGCUCGGUCUGCGCCAGCGGCCCCCGAACUCUGGUGUUGCUGGAUAACCUCAACUUGCGGGAGACGCACUCGCUUUUCUUCCGGAGCCUGAAAGAUCGGGGCUUUGAACUCACAUUCAAGACCGCCGAUGACCCCAGCCUGUCCCUCAUCAAGUACGGGGAGUUCCUCUAUGAUAAUCUCAUCAUCUUCUCCCCCUCGGUAGAAGAUUUUGGAGGCAACAUCAAUGUGGAGACCAUCAGUGCAUUUAUCGACGGGGGAGGCAGUGUCCUGGUAGCUGCCAGUUCAGACAUAGGUGACCCUCUCCGAGAGCUGGGCAGUGAGUGUGGGAUUGAGUUUGAUGAGGAGAAAACAGCUGUCAUCGACCAUCACAACUAUGAUGUCUCAGACCUCGGCCAGCACACGCUCAUCGUGGCUGACACUGAGAACCUGCUGAAGGCCCCAACCAUUGUUGGGAAAUCAUCUCUAAAUCCCAUCCUCUUUCGAGGAGUUGGGAUGGUGGCGGAUCCUGACAAUCCUUUGGUCCUGGACAUCCUGACAGGCUCGUCUACCUCUUACUCCUUCUUCCCAGAUAAACCCAUUACCCAGUACCCCCACGCGGUGGGGAAGAACACCCUGCUGAUUGCCGGGCUUCAGGCCAGGAACAACGCCCGGGUYGUCUUCAGCGGCUCCCUCGACUUCUUCAGCGAUGCCUUCUUCAACUCGGCAGUGCAGAAGGCCACGCCUGGUGCCCAGAGGUACUCCCAGACAGGCAACUAUGAGCUAGCUGUGGCCCUGUCCCGCUGGGUGUUCAAGGAGGAGGGUGUUCUCCGCGUAGGACCUGUGUCCCAUCAUCGGGUGGGCGAGACAGCCCCACCCAAUGCCUACACAGUCACUGAUUUAGUGGAGUACAGCAUCGUGAUUGAGCAGCUCUCCAAUGGCAGGUGGGUCCCUUUUGAUGGUGACGACAUUCAGCUGGAGUUUGUUCGCAUAGAUCCUUUCGUGAGGACCUUCUUGAAGAGGAAAGGUGGCAAAUACAGCGUCCAGUUUAAGUUGCCCGACGUGUACGGUGUGUUCCAGUUUAAAGUGGAUUACAACCGACUGGGCUACACCCAUCUGUACUCUUCCACUCAGGUGUCAGUGAGGCCACUCCAGCACACGCAGUAUGAGCGCUUCAUCCCCUCGGCCUAUCCCUACUAUGCCAGUGCCUUCUCCAUGAUGGCGGGGCUCUUCAUCUUCAGCAUCGUCUUCUUACACAUGAAGGAGAAGGAGAAGUCUGACUGAGGGGCCAGAGCCCGGGACUCUGCAGCGGAGAGCGGAGGGUUUUUACCAGGGCGAGUUGGUGAUCUCGUUUUGUCUGUUUUGUUCUGAAGCCGUGGGAAACGGCACAGCCUUACCUCAGUCGGGGGGUGCAGCGUUGAGUACCAGGGGGAGGGGCCAGAGAAUCAUUUUUUAUGCAUUUUUUCCACCUUGAAUUGUGGUGUUUUUCAUAUGUGCAGUCACUCCCAUUUCUAAAAUAAAGAGAACUGUUGCCCCCACACUUUCCCUGCCCGAGCCUGCUUUGCUCUCACGCAUCCCUAGAUGCCCACUAAUAAGUGGCUCCUUUUAGUUUUGCCAAGACUCAACUAGGAAAUGAUCCUAACUUCUCCUCAAAGGGUAAAAUAAAGUUAAUACAGAUGCUGGACUAAAAAAAAAUUAGUACCUUGGUUGAAAAGAACCUUAAAUAUAUAUUCACCUCGCUGAAGGCUAUAACUUUAAAAGCAUGUGUCUAAGCAGAUGCAGCAGCACACAUCCGUAAUUGCAGUGACUCAGGAGGUUGAGGCAGGAGGCUCCCCAGCUCAGUGGUAGCAUGCCCCGGGGUCAGUCCCUAGUACCACACACAAAAAGCGUGUGCAGUUAAAUGUGGAAUCUCUUCCCCAAUGUUGUGUGUCCACAAAAUUUUCCCAUCAGGGUGUAAGACUCAUUCAGAAAGCGAAAUAUUGAGUUCAGCACGUACAUACUCUGCAUUGUAAAUUUGUAUUUAAUAUCUCAGAAAUGCUAGUCAAAAGGGAAAUCAACAAGUUUAAGAUGCCACACUGUUAAUUUCCAUUUCAUCAGUGAUCUUGGCAAUGUUAGAUUAACUCAGGAGCUAGAGGAACACGGGAAAGGCUUUCUCUGUGCACUCCAGAGCUGGUCCAGAAGGGGCACCUCACUUUCAUGUUUUUUGUGCUGACCCCUGAAUAUAUACUGACCAUGCAGAUGUCUGCCUCAGCCCAGGUGGAACAUACCAACUGGUGCCAGGCCCCCCUCCAGAAGAACCACAGUCCAUCCUCAGCACUAAGGGCAAAUGUCACAAAUUCUGCCACCCCCGCCACUGCCUUGGCCUGGAUCCUCCAUGCUGCCGAGCACAGGUCUGAUCUCCCUCAGCCCAGAAUCCUCCUACAGACCCGCUGGGCCAUCACUUUGAGAGGUCUGUGAGGCCAGAAAAGGGCCUUAAGGUUGGACUUCUUGGUGAAUAACGACAGAGUAUGAUUUCCCACCUGGGUGACACUGCAGUCCCUUGGAUUCAUGCAGGGAAUCUCACAUCGUCUAUCAAAGAUACAGAGGGACCUCGCUGUCGGGGCAGCAUGCUUUGUAGAGUGAGCCCUGUGAGUUCACCAGACCAGGCCUGGCAACUGGCCUGUGGGCCAAUCUG